Molecule: messenger RNA, 2337 nt
Organism: Euleptes europaea (tarantolino)
Lineage: Eukaryota; Metazoa; Chordata; Lepidosauria; Squamata; Sphaerodactylidae
Gene: PDXDC1
Product: pyridoxal dependent decarboxylase domain containing 1
Exons: 23
Coding region: 13-2337 (774 amino acids)
Biological process (GO): carboxylic acid metabolic process
Cellular component (GO): intracellular membrane-bounded organelle
Molecular function (GO): pyridoxal phosphate binding; carbon-carbon lyase activity
Source: RefSeq, a predicted model, not a curated record
GAGCCCGCGACCAUGGAGAGCUCCUUGGAGAAGAUGGUUGACCCGACCUUAGCAGAAAUGGGAAAGAAUCUUAACGAGGCCAUGAAGAUGCUUGAAGACAAUCAGAGGAAAGCGGAGGAAGAAAAUGAAAAGAAGUAUACAAGGAAAGAUAUUCCUGGCCCUCUUCAAGGCAGCGGGCAAGAUAUGGUGAGCAUCCUUCAAUUAGUUCAGAAUCUUAUGCACGGGGAUGAGGAGGAGGACGUGCAGUCUUACAGGCUUCAGAAUGUCGGUGAGCAGGGCCACAUGGCUUUGCUAGGACACAGCCUGGCCGCGUACAUUUCCGUGCUGGACAGGGAGAGGCUAAGGAAGCUGACCACCAGGAUCCUUUCCGACACUACCCUGUGGCUCUGCAGGCUCUUCAGGUUUGAAAACGGGUCAGCGUACUUCCACGAGGACAGCCGCGAGGGGCUCUUGAAAGUCUGCCGGCUCGUGAUUCACUCUCGCUACGAAGACUACACAGCCGAAGGUUUUAACGUGCUCUGUAGCAAACCGCCGAUGAUAUACAUCAGCUCUGCAGCCAGAGAGGGACUGGGCCAAUCGCUUUGCAACCAGCUCGGAUUGCCCCUUUCCUGCUUGUGCCGGGUGCCUUGCAAUACCAUGUUUGGCUCUCAGCAUCAGAUGGAUGUUGCUUUCCUGGAUAGACUGAUUAAAGAGGAUGCUGAGGCUGGAAAACUGCCCAUAUUGCUUGUGGCCAAUGCGGGUACGCCGGGAGCAGGGCAUACAGACAAGCUAGGGCGUUUGAAAGAACUCUGCGAACAGCACAGCAUGUGGCUCCACGUUGAAGGGGUGAAUCUGGCCACUUUGGCCUUAGGUUAUGUCUCUUCAUCUGUACUGGCAGCAACCAAAUGCGACAGCAUGACCUUGACUCUGGGACCUUGGUUGGGUCUUCCAGCAGUGCCUGCCGUGACUCUGUACAGACAUGAAGAUCCCUCUUUGUCCUUGGCUGCAGGUCUGACCUCUAGUCAAGCAGUAGAGAAGCUCCGUGCCUUGCCCCUGUGGCUCUCUUUGCAAUACCUUGGACAUGACGGGAUUGUCGAAAGAAUAAGACAUGCAUCUCAGCUGAGUCAGCGGCUGCUGGAAAACCUGAAGAACCAGGAUUUCAUUAAAACUUCGGUUGAAGAUGAACUUAGCUCUCCCGUGGUGGUAUUCAGAUUUUCCCCUGAACUUCCACAUUUAGAUAAACUAUUACCCAAUGGCCAGGGUCCUAUGAUAACCGGCAAUGAGAGAUAUGUGUGCGACACUUUGAAUCAGUGGCUCGGGGAGCAGUUGGCUCAGUUAGUGCCGGCCAGUGGCGUCGACGUGGUGGAACUCGAAGACGAAGGCACUUGCGUGCGCUUCAGCCCCUUGAUGACUUCUGCAGUUUUAGGAACCGAAGUGCAAGAUGUCGACCAGUUGGUGGACUGCUUGAAAAUGAAGGUCCCCGUGCUGACGUGCACGCUCCAGCUGCGAGAGGAGUUUGAGCAAGAAGUGAGAAGAACGGUCGGGCUGUCCUACGUGGAAGACGUCGGUUGGCCUGGGCUCGGGGUGGUGAGGUACGAAGGACAGAACGAAGACAAGCGGGAGGAGAAAGAAGCGGAGAAGAUUACCAGCGGGCUCCUGAGAAAGCUGAACGAACUGGAGUCGGAUCUGACCUUUUCUUUAGGUCCAGAAUUUGGAGGGGAAAAGAACUGUAUAUACAUCGGGAUGGUGACAGAAGAUCUGGACGUGUCCGAGCUGGUUGAAACCAUUGCAGCGACAGGCCGAGAAAUUGAAGAAAAUUCAAGACUGUUGGAAAACAUGACGGAAAUUGUGCGCAAGGGCAUCCAGGAAGCCCAGGUCCAGCUGCAAAAAGCGAAUGAGGAGAGGCUCCUGGAAGAGGGGCUGCUCCGACAGAUUCCAGUGGUGGGUUCCGUGUUGAACUGGUUCUCUCCGUUUCACGCUUCGCCCAAGGGAAGAACGUUUGACCUAACAGCAGGUUCUCUUGAAUCGACUGAGCCCACUUACGUAUCCAAAGUACAAGGGGCGGGGGGCACCCCGCCUCCAACUCCCACAUCCGGCCGAGCAAAGCAAAAGUUCCCCGGCCAAAAGCUGUUUAAAAGGUCCGCGAGGGGCUCCGACGGGUUCAGCGAGACCAGCUCCGUGAGCCACACCGACGACUUGGGCAGAGAGCCGCAGACAGGCGCCUCCCCGGCGGGGCGGGAGACCCCCGAUCUGCUGCUAGGGGGCGCGCCCCCGGCCGAGGAAACUGCUGAAGACUCCCCAGGGGAAACGGUCCUGAUGCCGCCGGGAAGCAACGAGGAGCGAGAGAGUCUCAGAUAA